This is a messenger RNA of Salvia hispanica, 603 nucleotides long. Its product is annotated as zinc finger protein 2-like. Gene Ontology annotation, biological process: negative regulation of abscisic acid-activated signaling pathway. The record is from RefSeq and is a predicted model, not a curated record. NCBI's taxonomy places the organism in Eukaryota, Viridiplantae, Streptophyta, Magnoliopsida, Lamiales, Lamiaceae.
UCCUAUGUGCAUAUAUACACAAACACAACAUCUUCUUUCUCAUUCAAACCAACUUCACCUGCUAGAAUUUCUCUACCCAGAAAUAAGUAGCCAUGAAUAACUACGAGCCCAAUACUUCCCUUAACCUAAGCUUAUCAUCUGGCCGGGUGAUAAACCUAGGACUAGGGUUUGACGCCCCAGCGCCGGACUGGUCGAACCCGCUGCGGGUGUUCUCGUGCAACUACUGCAGGAGGAAGUUCCACAGCUCACAAGCUCUUGGAGGGCAUCAAAAUGCCCACAAAUUGGAGAGAACCCUAGCCAAGAAGAGCCGGGAGUUUAGCUCAGCGGUCCGGUCGCACUCUGGUCCGACCAGCUCGGAACCGGUCCGGGUCAGCGAGCCAGUUUUUGUUAUGGAUCAUCUAGCGCACGUGGGUAGGUUCGAAAGGAGGGAUGUGGUUGGUUAUGGGUAUGGCGGCGAGGAUCAGCAUGUUCAUGUUCGUGAUCAGGAUGAAAUUAGCCAGCUUGAUUUGUCUUUGAGGCUUUGAAUUUGGGCUUUUUAUUCGGCGUAGUAUAUUUUUUAUAUUAGUAAUUUGGUUUUGCUGUUGCAUGUGUGUUGUUUCAUGC